Messenger RNA from Caenorhabditis bovis, 1326 nucleotides. Lineage: Eukaryota; Metazoa; Nematoda; Chromadorea; Rhabditida; Rhabditidae. The record is from the annotation of a GenBank genome assembly.
AUGAAGUCUGCUGCAGCUGUUAGUAUUAUCACAAUUUCGCAAUUAAUACACGGCGUAAAUUGUUUUUCUAAAUUAUCAGCUGAAGAUCGCCUUCUCUCAAAUAUUUUUGAAGGAUAUAAUUCAUUGAUACGGCCAGUUCACAAUGCUUCAUCUCCACCAGUUGUGGUAUAUUUCAGCUUAGCACUAGUUCUUUUAAUAAAUGUUGACGAGAAGAAUCAAAUAAUGCAAACCAAUGUUUGGCCAACAAUGAAAUGGAAUGAUUAUCAUAUGAAAUGGAAUCCUAAAGAAUACGAUGGCAUUGAGACUGUUAGAGUCCCGCCGGAUAAAGUUUGGCUUCCUGAUAUUGUUUUAUUCAACAAUGCUGACGGCAACUAUUUGGUCUCAUUCUACUCAAACGUCGUUGUUGAGCAUACAGGAGAUAUGUUGUGGGUUCCUCCAGCAGUUUACAAGAGUAGCUGCCUUAUUGACGUCGAAUAUUUUCCAUUUGACGAACAAGUGUGUUCUUUGACGUUCGGCUCGUGGAGUUUUGGAAACGAUGAGCUGCAGCUUUCUUAUCUUUCGGGCAAACGUCACGCCGAAUUGAACGAUUAUCUUCCAAGUGGAAUAUGGGAUCUGACGGAUGCGCCUGGAUUGUUGUCACAAAGUCGUUCUAAAAUUUCGUACCUAAUUAAAAUAAGAAGAAAAUCUCUUUUUUAUACAGUAAUUUUAAUCAUGCCAACAGUUCUGAUGGCUUUUCUAUCAAUGAUGGUUUUCUAUCUCCCAGCGGAAUCGAGCGAAAAAAUUACAUUAGCAAUCAGUAUUUUACUUGCUUUGGUGGUUUUCCUUCUGGUAGUAUCCAAAAUUCUCCCUCCAACAAGUUCGACUAUUCCAUUGCUUGCUAAAUACCUUUUAAUGACAUUCAUAAUGAAUAUGGUGACAAUUAUGGUCAGUGUUAUUAUCAUCAACGUUUAUUUUCGAGGACCAGCAACACACAUCAUGCAAGAUUGGGUUAAAAUUGUAUUCUUGAAGUAUCUUCCAAUGCUGCUGAUAAUGCAAAGGCCAGAUGGGGCACAGCAGGAGCUUACCAGAAUGAAACGUGAAAAUCGUGAGAAGAGAUACCUUCGAUCACCAUUCGCAUUGUUGUUCAAACGUGGUGACAGGCAAAGAGAAGAAUGGAAGUUUGUAUCAGGGGUUAUUGAUAAAUUAUUGCUUUACAUAUUUUUUGCAGUAACAACUGGAGGAACAUUGGGAAUUUUGCUAUCAGCACCGAAUGUUUUUGAGCAAAUCGAUCAAACCGCAGUCAUUGAAAUGUUGAAAAAACAAGCUGCUGAGGAAAUGCUUAACUAG